Linum tenue is the source of this 3412-nucleotide messenger RNA. NCBI's taxonomy places the organism in Eukaryota, Viridiplantae, Streptophyta, Magnoliopsida, Malpighiales, Linaceae. The record is from the annotation of a GenBank genome assembly.
CAUUACAGAAAAAACAAACCCCUAGUUCCCUAAACCCUUUCCCUGCCGCGCUGCGCUGCGCUCCGCUUUCCUUCCUCCCGGUUCCACGCCUGAUUCCCUUCUGCUCUCUCCCUUCUCAGCAGCCGCUUCAAUCUAUUCCAUCGCCUGCUCGCCGUCUACGCCACCGUACCCCUUAUCAAGUGGGGUUCGGUCCGUUUCUCCACUUUGGUCUAUCAGGUGUGGUUGCUCGUUUUGCCUAAUCCUUGUCGGAGGGAUUUCUUCGGCCCUGGACGGCGUUGCAGGGUUGAGAUGCUGAAGACGAUUUACUUGAACAGCUCACUUGAGUGGAAGCCGUCUCCAGUUGUAGCCCUAGCUACCAGCGCCGAUGACUCCCAAGUUGCCGCCGCUAGGGAGGAUGGCUCCCUGGAGAUUUGGCUCGUCUCUCCUGGCUCAGUUGGUUGGCACUGCCAGCUGACUAUUCAUGGCGAUCCUAGUUCAAGAGUGUCAUCGCUCGUGUGGUGUCGUGCUGGCUCGAAGGGAUUACCUUGUGGCAGAUUGUUCUCGUCAAGUAUUGAUGGGUCUAUUUCAGAGUGGGACCUGUUUCACUUGAAGCAAAAGAUUGUUCUGGACUCUACUGGCUACUCGAUUUGGCAGAUGGCUGUUGCACCUACCAGUGACGGAGCACUUUCCUCAGAGGUCAAGUCGCAGCAUCUGACAAAUGGCUUCUUGAAUGACAUUCAUCAUGGUAACGAUCAUGAUGAUGAAUCUAGUGAAAGUGAUGAUGAUUCAAGCUCCGACGGGCAUCUCAAUCAAGUUCUUGAAGAUACACGCUUGGCAAUUGCUUGCGAUGAUGGUUGUGUGCGUAUAUACACUGUUCCAGAUUCCGAUGAGUUGAUAUACAAUAGAACAUUGUCUAGGGUCAGUGGCCGCACUUUAAGUGUGACGUGGAGUUGUGAUGCGUGUAAGCUAUUCUCAGGCAGCAGCGACGGUUUUAUUAGAUGCUGGGAUGCAACCCUUGGUCAUGAGAUAUACAGAAUCACAGUUGGGCUUGGUGGUCUGGGCGGUGGAACUGAAAUUUGUGUGUGGUCUCUACUUGCACUGAGAUGUGGGACCCUCGUCAGUGCAGACAGUACUGGCACUGUUCAGUUUUGGGACUCCCAGCACGGGACUCUUUUGCAAGCGCAUUCUUACCAUAAGGGUGAUGUAAAUGCUUUGGCAGUUGCUCCUAGUCAUACCAGGGUAUUUUCUGCUGGAUCAGAUGGUCAGGUAUUACUCUCCAUUGGAUCUAGUGCUGAUACAUCUACAUCGACUGUAAUGAAGAAAUGGGUUUAUGUUGGUUAUGUUAGAGCUCAUACACAUGAUGUUAGAGCUUUGACAAUGGCUAUACCAAUCUGCCGUGAAGGCAUGUUUCUCAUUCUCCUCUGGCUUAGAUCUUGGAGUACAGAUGCUCUACCUGAGGAAAAGGCAAAAAUGGGGCGGAAGAGGAGGCGGCAAAUUGAGUUUAGCUAUCACAAGUGGGCACAUCUGGGAGUUCCCAUGCUAAUUUCUGGUGGCGAUGACACAAAGAUGUAUGCUUAUUCUGCAAAGGAGUUCUCAAAGUUCUCUCCCCAUGACAUAUGUCCCGCACCUCAGAGAAUGCCUAUUCACUUGGUUCAUAAUACCAUGUUCAACAAGAAUUCCUUACUUCUUGUCCAAGCGUCUAAUUCCUUGGAUAUUUUAUCUGUGAGGUCAAAUGGUGGAAACAUAACAGAUGGUGUUCCUGGUCCAUCAAAGGGCCGCGCAACCACAGAUUUACUGGCUAGAAUUAAAACGAAAGCAUCCCGUAAGAUCAUAUGUAGUGCCAUUUCUAAUACUGGAAUGCUAUUUGCUUACUCUGAUCACAUCAAGCCAAAUCUUUUUGAGUUGAAGAAGCAUGAAGCUAACAGAACUUCGUGGACUGUUAGCAAAAGGCAGCUUCAUUCCAAGUUGCCAUACUCGCAUUGUAUUAUCUUUAGUUCGGAUUCUUCAAGGCUAAUAUUGGCAGGCCACAAUAGAAGGAUAUAUGUUGUGGAUGUGGAGACAUCUGACCUAGUGCAUACCUUCAGUCCUCAGCGUUAUGAUUACAAUGAGGAAUUACCGCCCUCCGAGCCUCCAAUGACAAAAAUGUUCACUAGCAACGACGGACAGUGGUUAGCUGCCGUUAAUUGCUUUGGCGAUAUAUAUGUGUUCAACAUGGAGACACAAAGGCAGCAUUGGUUCAUUUCAAGACUGGAUGGUGCUUCUGUUACCGCUGGUGGUUUUCCACCACAAAAUAACAAUGUCCUUGUAGUCACUACCUCCUCAAACCAGGUCUAUGCAUUUGAUGUAGAGGCGAAGCAGUUGGGGGAAUGGUCAAUGAGGCAUACUUCUUUUCUACCUAGGAGAUACCAGGAGUUUCCUGGAGAAGUUAUUGGUCUCUCUUUCCAGCCUUUGUCUGCUUCUCCAUCUGCCAUCAUAUAUAGUGCGAGGGCAAGGUGUCAGAUCGAUUUCGGGAUGCCAGUGGAUAGAGAGGAAGAUGGUGACUUGGUUAAUGGUCCUGUUUCAACCAAAAAGAUAAAAUUAAAAACCCCGGUGAACAACGGUAGCCUGAAAAGAAUACUAAAAGAGUAUCAAACAAAGACUGAAAAUAGGAAGAACUUUGAAUUUCAUGCCUUCAGAGAUCCUGUGUUAUUCAUGGGGCACCUUUCAGAGAAUAGCAUAUUGAUCGUAGACAAGCCGUGGUUAGAUGUAGUCAAAUCAUUAGAAGCUCCUCCUGUUCACAGACAUGUAUUUGGCACUUAGAAAGGGUGGUAAGAAGAGUUGUGAUGAAUCAGUUGAGCCAUAACAAGAGGAACGUGGGGAGAUCAGGGAAGGUACUCAGAAGCAGAGGACUAAACUAAACCAGGUUUUUCGAUGGCUUCCCUUGUCUGCUUGGCGGGAGAAUGCAUGGGUUCUCAAGCCUUUCUCAUGGGUUGUGCAUGUGAUUGGGGAAGAAGGAUAGAGAUUUGCAGGCAAAGGUUGGUAACGAUGAACUGGGACUAUGCUUGUUUUGGGGGGUUGGGUUCAUGUUCUUGUUGUUUAUUGUAUCCCUACUAGUAGUUCUCCCUUGUAGAGGGUUGUUUUUUUGUUUCUUUUUUGGCGCUUUGUUUCUGGGGACCUUCUAGCGACUCUUGGUAGUAGUUCAACUCAGUUUUGUCCUAAAUUUUUUUUUGCUUCUAACUUAUGGGCUAAAUCUAUAAGAAAUGUACAAGUUCCCCACACUGCAUACUUCCUGUCCAGCAGUGCAAUGAAUUGCUGUCUUGUUCUCCUGUUGCUGGUGGGGAAUUGGGAAUGAAUCACAAUAUUGAUGGCUUCAGUUACUUGCUGCCUUUAGCAGGAAUAAGCUGCCUGACCUAUACCCUUGAGAUUAUUAUAGUUAUAAUAAUUAUAUAUUUAC